This is a messenger RNA of Paramecium sonneborni, 234 nucleotides long. The record is from the annotation of a GenBank genome assembly. NCBI's taxonomy places the organism in Eukaryota, Ciliophora, Oligohymenophorea, Peniculida, Parameciidae.
AUGGAGAAAUAGUUACAAGAGAAAUAAAAACUAUAAUGGUAUAUUUAAGUUUUGCAACUGAUGAAUAAUUACUCAAAAAAUUAGUUUAUACACAGCAAUCAAAUAAAAAUGAUAGGAAAAUUGUUUUUGAUGUAUUUUUAGGUCUUAUGUCUGUACAAUUUUGAGAUAUUAAGUUCUGAUAAAAUUUAAAGGAAGUACUCUAUCUACUUUAACCAAAUGAUUAAGUUAUUUUGA